Messenger RNA from Tympanuchus pallidicinctus (lesser prairie-chicken), 2573 nucleotides. RefSeq names its product EGF like domain multiple 7 (gene EGFL7). The record is from RefSeq and is a predicted model, not a curated record. Gene Ontology annotation, molecular function: signaling receptor binding; calcium ion binding. The transcript has 9 exons. Bases 336 to 1376 code for a protein of 346 amino acids. Gene Ontology annotation, cellular component: cell surface; extracellular region. Lineage: Eukaryota; Metazoa; Chordata; Aves; Galliformes; Phasianidae. Gene Ontology annotation, biological process: anatomical structure development.
CCUGCCUGUGCGCGGCCGGCGGGCGGCCAUGCGGGGGGUGACAGGAGGGUGCCCGGCUCCGGGCCCAGGGCGGCCAUGGGGGGAUGGCGGCCGGUGGCCACGAGGCAAUGUGGCAGCGGGGCUGGUCCCAGCACGGCGAGGGACAGCGGGGCACUGCAGUGAGGAACCAAGAUGCUCCUUAAGGAGAGGAUCCACGCUCGGGCCGGGUGACGGAGCGCUGCGGACAAGAGUUCGCCGCUGAGCAGCAAGCCAUGCAGUAGGAGCCCAUGCUUCCCCCCGAGGAGUGACCCCAGUGUGUGCCACACAGCCCAGAGUGCUGCAGGACGAGACAGGACAUGCGCCGAAUCAGCUGCCUUCUUUCGGGACUCGCCAUCAUCCUCAGUGCCACCAGCACAGACAGUUUCACCCGGGUGGGCCGCAGGACCUGCGCUGCGGAGCCGCGGAGCCGCACAGCUGCCCGCACCGAGUCCCACGUGCAGCCCGUGUACCUGCCCUACCUCACCACCUGCCAGGGCCACCGCCUGUGCAGCACCUACAGGACCAUCUAUAAGGUUGCCUACCGGCAGGUGUACAAACAGGUACCUCAGCCUGUGGCCUCGUGCUGUCCUGGAUGGAGCAGAACCAGCAGCUACGAGAUCAGCUGCAACACAGCUCUGUGCCAGUUGCCAUGCCAGAAUGGCGGCCGCUGCACCUUCCCUGGAAGAUGUGCCUGCCCGCCCGGCUGGAUGGGGCCUUCCUGCCAGACAGAUGCAGAUGAAUGUGCCAGCCGGAGCCAUGGGUGCAGCCAGCUCUGCGUCAAUACAGCUGGGAGCUUCCAUUGUGCCUGCUGGGAUGGCUUUAGCCUCGCUGCUGAUAACAAGGCAUGCCAGCCCGUGGUGCCAGGCCCCGAGCCAGGAACCUUCAGCCAAGCAGAUCCCUCCAGUGAAAUGAAGGAAGAAAUGAAAGACCUGAAAAACAGAGUGGAAGCACUGGAGCAGAAACUCCAGUUGGUGCUGGCUCCCUUCCACAACCUCAUGCCAUCUGCACCAGAGGACGUUGGCACAGACCCCAUCAGCCGACUGUCCCACUCCCUCCAGCAGCUGGACAGAAUUGACUCCUUGAGCGAGCAGAUCUCCUUCCUGGAGGAGCGGCUGGAGACGUGUAAGUGCCUGCAAAGAGGAGGGGUGAAGCACUGCACUGUCCCCAUUUUCCCCCCACACAUUCAAACACCACUGACACAGCCUCAGACCUCAGUGCCACAGCUUUGCUCGGGGCUGUUUGUGCCACGCAUCUUGGCUGUAGAGAGCAGAUGCAAGCCAGCAAGAUCAGUAACACAUAUAUCACUAUUAAUCUUGAUCUUCCCUCAAACUCAGCAGCCUGUAAUUAAUAAAAGAUGAAUGCAAACAACCCAUUAGCUUCAUUCCAAAGCUGUCUGUUUGGCUGCACCAUCUGAUUGCGCUCAUAGCAGCCAGAGUAAGAGAGGCACAUGGAAACAGGGCUGUUGGGCAGAAGCAGAGGGAGGCUGCCUUGAGCAGUGGGGCACAUCUCACAGCACUCUCACCAGCUCUCCCCCCUCCCUGUAGCACCGUAACUUAGUCCAGGAUGAAAAGCUCCAAGUCUUAAAAACUUAACAGUGCAAAAAGUCAAUCAGCAAAGUUUAGGGAGCGUGCCCAAGUUGGCAGAUUUAUGAGCCUGGGAAGUUUUAGGCAUGUUUCUUCUUGAAGUCUUUAGAGCAGCACUUUGUCACGCAGUGCACCACAGAGGUGCCUUAAAUAGUAGGCACUGAAUGGCAGCAGCCUCGUGCUAAAGGCACAGGGAUUACGUUGCCUGUUAAGAGGAAGGGACAGGGAGGUUUCAGGGCAUACCCAGUCCCAGUUCACUGCUUGUGCUAAUGGCUUAGGUAUUAAAAACUUCAAAGAGCUUGCUUGAAGCUGCAAAUUGACGCUUAAAGAAAAACUCAGAAAGGGGUAAUUAAGAAAACCUGUAAGUGUCUCAGUGGGCCAGGUUUCCUAGCAUUGCCCUAUGCUUAUUAUUAGUGACAGCACUGAGGAAUGGGAGCAGCAUCACAAGGUAACGUGGAUUUGUUCCAAGGGAUGACUCCAAAGUCCUGUAUUUAGCUUCUGCCAAGCCUGUUCCAGCAGGCAAAACUUGCCUUUGUCCCUCCUAUGUUCUUGGAAGUCCCUGGAGGAUACAAGACUGUUCUGUUGUACUGCAGUGAGUGCAGAGCAUCAGCUGCAGCUGCGGUCAGGACAGCCCAGACCCAGCUGGCAUUCUUUUCAGUGCCUUCCCUGCCUUGAGGUGCUAUGCAUAGGCUUACCAGGCUCAGAGCCAGCAGGAUGGAAUCAGCAGGGGGCUGCUGGGCAAAGGAAAAACAGUAGAGGUAGAUGACAUUUAUAGGUGCCGAGGUCAACCUCAUCUUUCUAGGGGGAAGAGACAGCGAGAUUAUUUAGCUUGUGAAAAGACAGGGGAGUUGGUUACAGCCAGCACAGAGAACCUGCUCUUCUGUGCCCAUUGCUGUGUUGGUUGGAGGUGCCACCACCACACCAAACCCUGACUAACAACAGUGCUGGAUUUUUUACUUUUUUUUUUUUUUA